AUGAUGGGUAUCCCAAGGAGCAUUUCCAUUCCUACCAUGAUGGAUUUUCAGUGUGAGAACAAUCUCUCAAGAAGUAGUGAGCACAGAUGGCAGGAAGGUUCGUUUGCGUCUCUGGACGACAGCAGCCGUCACUUGCCCAGUUUGCCUCGACGCUACGAUGACGAUGAACUACAAGGAGAAGAAGACAGCUCCGCCAGGCCACCCAAAAUGCCACGACGAAGCAAGGAAGCACCGCCCAAGUUUCCUCAACGCCGACAGAGCAUGGCUGUUUCAAACAACGAUACUAGGAGCAAGAAUGAAGGUUUGGCAUCUGCAGCAUGA
Molecule: messenger RNA, 321 nt
Organism: Seminavis robusta
Lineage: Eukaryota; Bacillariophyta; Bacillariophyceae; Naviculales; Naviculaceae
Source: the annotation of a GenBank genome assembly